This is a messenger RNA of Balaenoptera acutorostrata (minke whale), 3595 nucleotides long. It is a transcript of the gene PUS10, whose product is annotated as pseudouridine synthase 10. Gene Ontology annotation, molecular function: pseudouridine synthase activity; RNA binding. Gene Ontology annotation, biological process: tRNA pseudouridine synthesis. Lineage: Eukaryota; Metazoa; Chordata; Mammalia; Artiodactyla; Balaenopteridae. The record is from RefSeq and is a predicted model, not a curated record. The transcript is spliced from 18 exons. Bases 477 to 1829 code for a protein of 450 amino acids.
UUUCCACUGACUGUGGAAAACAAGCAUGUGGCCCAGUUGUUGCUCAGUACUGGUACCUGUCCAAGAUGUAUCUUCAGAUUCUGUGGUGUGGAUUUUCAUGCACCAUACAAACUUCCCUGCAAGAUGAAGAAACUGAGGCACAGAGAGGUUAAGCAACCUGCCCAAAGUUACACAGCUAUUAAGUGAGCAAGCUAGGAUAUGAACUGUUUGUCUGAAUCCAAAGCCUAGAAUUUGGAGCUAGAAGACAUGGAUUUGAAUCCCAGUUUCAGCACUUUCCAGCUUCAGUUUUCUUCUCUGUAAAUGGGCGUGAUGAUAACAUCCACCUCACAGGAUUUUAAGGGACAAUAUCUAAUAAAGAGUUGCUCAAUGAACUGCAAAAAUUUCUGGAAACUGAAAAAGAUGAAUUAGUUUCAGAAGUUCCAAACCCACCUCCCAAGAAAAUUCGACUACAAGAACUAGAAGAUGGGAUUGAUGGGAUGGAUAAUCUGAGUCAAAAUGGAGAGGGAAAGACCUCGAUUAUUGAAGAUGGAAGCAUUGCUUCCAAGAACUCAAAUUUAAAUGUAUGCAAUGUAUGCCUAGGAAUUCUUCAAGAUUUCUGUGAAAAAGAGUUCAUUAAAAAGGUGUGCCAAAAGGUUGAGGCCUCUGGGUUUGAAUUCACUAACUUGGUAUUGUCAAUCUCCUUCCCACCACAGCUAUCUGUAAGAGAGCAUGCUGCAUGGUUGCUGGUAAAACAGGAAAUGGGAAAGCAGAGUCUGUCGCUGGGAAGAAAUGAUAUAGUUCAGCUAAAAGAAGCCUACAAAUGGAUAACUCACCCCCUGUUUUCAGAGGAACUGGGUGUUCCCAUUGAUGGAAAGAGCUUGUUUGAAGUGAGUGUGGUCUUUGCUCACCCAGAAACAGUUGAGGAUUGCCACUUCCUACGUGUGAUAUGCCCAGAUUGUUUCAAGCCAGCCAAAAACAAAAAGUCAGUAUUCACUAGAAUGGCAGUUAUGAAAGCUUUGAAUAAGAUUAAAGAAGAGGAUUUCUGCAAGCAGUUUCCUUGUCCUCCAAACUCACCAAAGGCUGUAUGCAGUGUUGUUGAAAUUGAAUGUGCUCAUGGUGCUGUUUUUGUGGCUGGGAGAUAUAAUAAAUAUGCCAGGAAUCUACCACAAACUCCUUGGAUAAUUGAUGGAGAAAGGAAGCUGGACUCUUCAGUGGAAGAAUUAAUUUCAGACCAUCUUUUGACAGUGUUCAAAGCAGAGAGCUUUAAUUUUUCAUCCUCUGGGAGAGAAGAUGUAGAUGUGAGAACAUUAGGAAAUGGAAGGCCCUUUGCAAUUGAGCUGGUGAAUCCUCAUAGAGUACAUUUCACUUCACAAGAAAUUAAGGAACUUCAGCAGAAAAUUAAUAACUCGUCUAACAAAAUCCAAGUCCGUGACUUGCAGCUUGUCACAAGAGAGGCAAUAGGUCAUAUGAAAGAAGGUGAAGAAGAAAAGACCAAGACCUAUAGUGCCUUAAUAUGGACAAAUAAAGCAAUACAGAGGAAGGACAUUGAAUUCCUAGAUGACAUAAAGGACUUAAAGAUUGACCAGAAAACACCUUUACGGGUCCUUCACCGGAGGCCCCUGGCUGUGAGAACUCGCAUCAUUCACUCCAUGGAGACACACUAUGUGGAUGAGCACCAUUUCCGCCUCUAUCUGAAGACUCAGGCAGGAACUUACAUUAAAGAGUUUGUACAUGGAGACUUUGGAAGAACAAAGCCGAACAUUUGCUCUCUCAUGGAUGUGACUGCAGACAUUCUUGAGCUGGAUGUUGAGUCUGUAGAUGUUGAUUGGCCCCCUGCUCUGGAUGACUAGCUUUCAAUGGGACACAAAGAGUAGGGUUUUCCGGCAAAAUGUGGACGUCCAUUCAGCAUACACUGUAAAAUGGCUGUUUUUACUCACCAUAACGGUGUCUUGGAAACCAUUUGGAUCAUGUUGAUCUAUUUUUAAAUUUGUUGUAACAUCUCAGGAUCUAUGUACAUGUAUAUUUUGUGUUGAAUUGUUCUAAGGAUGUCUCAUGAUUUUUCUCGUUCCUUCUCCAACCCCCCCCCAAGCCAAACUAUGAAUAAUGAAACCAUUCAUUCAGAGAGGUACACAAACAGGAUACAUUCUCUGAAAAUCUGAGAAGCUGUAAUUUCUUUCAGCAAAAUUGCCCUCCACAGGAUAGAUACCACUUUUAAAAUCAGGUUUAAAAAUUUUUAAAUGAUCUUGAUAAAAGUUACAUCUAGAUUUAUGCAGCACAGUAUCCUUGUAAUAUUCUAAGAUACCAAAUGCAAAUCUGACAUCAUUAAUAUUUUUCCCAGUAAGCUUCAAGCAAGCUAUUACCAAUAGAAGUGUGUUUUGGUACGAUUUGUCACAAACCCUAAUGACUCUAAGUUACUCUUUUGACAAUCUAAAAUUGUCAGUACAUUUCCUGGGGGAGAGAAUGUGAGACCUUAGGAAUUGAGGCAUACCAUAGUAAGAGACUUUCAUAAAUCUUUUAAAUAAGGAGUCACAAGUGCCUUCAAUGACUUCAAUCCCAGGGAUAAGAUUUAGAAAAACUGACAUUGCUAAACAAAGGUAAGCUGAUAUUAUUCCAGAGUGCUUCAAUGUAUUAUCCAAUUUCAAACAUCUUCAUCAGGUAGAUAGGGUAUUAUCAUCUCCACUUUAUGAAUAUGAAAACCAAAGAAUAGAAGUGAACUGACUUAUCUAAAAUUGUUAGUUACUUCCAUAUCUAGGACUAGGACUUAAGUUUCCCAGUCUCCAGGGUCUUUUCUAAUAAAUCUUAUUACUGAGCAUCUGCUACAUGAAGGAGGCACCCAAGAAUGUCAUUUUAAUGGACGUAACCAUGAGAAUUGACUUUUGGAAUUUAGAUACCAAAUCAAGCUUACCAAAAAAUUGCCCAAGUAAAUUUCACGUGAGCUCAUAUGAUUACGAUUUGUUAAUUAGUUAAUCAUUAGUUGGUACUACGAAGAGGAAAAACAUUAAAGAAGCAAAGAAAAUGGACAGAUCAUUAAGAGAAAAGUUUCAGAAAAGAGUCUCAUUAAAAUUUCAGAUUUAAGUGCAAUUUCCAUCACCCUGAUUUAACUUUCUGAGCUUAUUUUGGAACACAUGUGACUUGGACAGUAUUGGAUUAUUCAAUUUCCCAUCUCUACAUUAAACAUGCUUCAGAGAUACUAAGUUGUAUCAUUCACCUUAAGAAUCAGGAAAACAGUUUAACUGACAUGAAGAAAUAUCAUAUGUGAAUAAUAGCAAAUAACUUUUUCAUUAUUUUCAAUGCCGGUAAAUGAGAAAGGGAUAAUAGAAAUAAACUUGAUAAAAAGGUAAGAACGUUUGUGUGAAUGUUUCUCAGUUUUGGGGGAAACUUUGCUACAAAAGAGAUUUAAGUAAUUUGGGAAAUAGUCUUUUGCAGGUUUCUUUUUGGCUCAGCUUUGAAUUCAGUGGAUCUGCAAAUGGAAGAAUUAAGAAUCUCCUUAGCAAACUUAAAUUAGAAGACUUGUUUUUAAAAUUUCUAUUCCUGGGAUUAUACAAAAUUUCAAGAGUAAGCAUUAGCUGCAAAUACUUAUUCCAAAUAUCCAUAUGAGACAUAGGUUGUUAAAAAU